ACACUCACAGAAAUCCGAUGAAGAAGGUGAAGAAAAAACGAGAGAGUAAAAGUAGAGAGAAAGUGAAACACGUGAAAUAACGUGGUAACACCCCGUGAGUAAACUUCCACGGCGGCUAGAUGUGUUUAUUGAUGAUUUCAGGCAGAUACAAUUACAGAGAAUUUGACUCUUGCCUCUCUACAAAAAUUAGCUACAAAGGAGAAUAUAUAUAGGCAUUACAACCUCUAUUUACUUAACCAUUAAGAAAACUUAGUCAUUAAGCAAACUUAGCCAUUAAAAGCCUGUCUCUACCUGGUUGUAUUGGAUGUGGCCAUAUGGACCACUUCUCCAAGUUGCCGCUGGAUUGCAUGUCUGAAAUUAUUUCCCUGACGUCGCCGCCUGACGCCGCCGCGUUCUGUCUCAUCUCCAAACGCUUCAAAUCGGCAUUGGAGUCGAAUGCCGUCUGGAAGAAGUUCUUGCCGCCGGACAUUGAUGACGUCCUCUCUGAAUCGCCAUCCACUACCAUACCCUGGAAGAAGAAGAAGAAGAAGAAGGAUCUUUAUCUUUCCCUAUCUCACUCUCCUAUUCUCCUCGACCGUUGCAAUUUGAUCACGCCAGACGGAGACGUGCGUUCGGUCCAUAGCAAGGAUGAGGACUGGGAUGUUCCCCAAGCACAGAAGAAGCUGAAGGGAAAGGCUGUCCAGCCUGAGGGAUCCAGGAGCGAAAUCAAUUCUUUCGAUGAGCUGGCCGAGGUGUUUCAAGAAAAGUUCAAAGAAAACUGUACCAAGAGGAAAAAAUUUACCUACUUGAGUACAGUCGGGCAGCGGGAGCAUGAAGAUUUAACCAAGUUCCUUACCCGAUGGAAGGAUGAAGUUGACAAGGUGGAGGAGAUGGACGAUAAAACAGCCAUGUCCCUCCUGGUGUCCGGGCUCCGUUUCGGAGAGUUGUACAAAGAAUUUUGCUGGAGGCCUCCCCAGUCCUACCAAGAGGCCUACAACACGGCUUGGGACUACGCUGACGCCGAGGCACAGGUGUCGUCUAAGAGGGAGGCUGAGCAAGGCCAUUCCAAGGGAAAGAUUUCCUUGAAAAAGGAAAUCGAAUUGCCCGGCAGGUUGAAAACGAAAGUCUUGGAGGUAAAGCCGGUCAAAACAGAAAAGAAACCAGCCAGGGAGAAGCAAUGGACGGAGAAGUAUUGCUCCUUCCACAAAACGGAUUCCCAUAACACUGCUGAGUGCAAUAGUGUUAAGGGGGUGAUCAAACAGAUGAUUGAGGCCGGAGAGCUCGACCCCAAGUAUUUGGCUCAGGCAAAACCAAAGAAAAACCAAUGGGUCAAGCCCGAAGGACAACCGGCCGAGGAGAACAACAAGUCAUCUACAGAGGACCGGAAGGGGGGGAUUCUGCUUCCCAAAGGAAGAAAUGGGGGCAAGAGCUCUACGUCGAAACGUAGUGUCAACGUUUUGUACUUGGAUGCAUUUGAGAAGCUCAAGCUGUUUCGAACACGGCUUGAGCCCUUGAAGACUCCCCUGUCCGGGUUCACUGGAGAUUCUGUUGAAGCUGAGGGGUCGAUUCUCCUAACUUGCGAAUUGGGCACGGGAGACAUGGUCGUACAAGAACAGAUGAGGUUUGUGGUCGUGAACAUCAAAUGUGUUCACAAUGCCAUUUUAGGCUGGCCUGGAAUAAACAAAGUCCGUGGAAUCAUUUCCAUGGCCCAUCUUUGUAUGAAGUUCCAUACCCCGGGCGGUAUAGGACAAGUCAGAGGAGAUCAAAAGAAGGCCCGGUCUUGUUACUUGGAAGCUGUGAAGAAGAUGACGAAGGCCUUCGAAAGGGUUACCUUGGUCUCCCAGGAAGAGGACCGGUCGAAAUUGGAACCGGGUGACGAGACAGAGCAAAUUGUUCUCCGGGAAGCUUUCCCGAAAAAGAUGGUAAGGAUAGGCAGGGACCUGCCCGGAGGACUUCGAGAGGAAAUCAUCUCAGUCCUUCGGGAGUACGCAGAUAUAUUCGCUUGGAGUGUGGCGGAUAUGCCGGGCAUCGACCGCUCGGUCAUAUGCCACCGGUUGGCAGUGAUGGAAGGUAGCCGGCUAGUAAAGCAAAAGAAAAGAUACUUGGCAAAUGUCCGCAAGGACUUUGUUAAGAAAGAAGUGAAGGAUUUGUUGUCGGUCGGGCACAUCAGGGAGGUCAAGGGUGAGAUGGAAGUCAAAGAAGAACGUCUCGCUCGAUAUAGUGACCUGGUCCGAGCACUUCUAAGGGAGUUAGAGGAGUUUCGUCUGACCAGGAUACCCCGGUCAGAAAACACUGAUGCUGACAUGCUUUCCAAAUUAAUGCAAGCUUGCCCAGAGCAUGUCUCGAAGUUGGCCAAAAUCGAAAUAUUGGACCAACCUAGUGCUGACCGGUUUGAGGUCGCAGUUAUCCAACCAGGCCAGAGUUCAGCGACCGGGGUAAUAGAAGCAGAUGAUGACUGGAGGUACGAUCUCAUGGAGUAUUUGGAGACCGCCCGGUUACCAGUUGAAGCGAAAAUUCCAACAUUUAGAGAGACCGUAUACCAGCCCGGUCAGAACGAGGUCGACCACCUAGCUGAAUUGAAUCUGAUGGAAGAACGAAGGACCAUAGCAGCUGUCAAGAUGGCCGGUUACCAACAGUCAGUAAAGAGAUAUCAUGACAACCGGGUGGGCCCACGGUACUUCCAAGUGCAUGAUGAGGUCUUACGCAGAAGGGAUGCCAGUAAACUUAAUGAGAGAGGCAAGCUAGUACGUAACUGGGAAGGACCCUAUUGCGUAAGGGCAAUCAUCAGACCGGGCACUUAACAGCUGGAGACCAUGGAAGGUGGCCGAGUUGACCGGCAUUGGAACUCUCACCAUUUGCGUAAAUUUUUUAGAUAAAGUGUAAUGAGUCCCCGGUUAUUAAUAAAACUUUGAUCUUUUC
Messenger RNA from Cuscuta campestris, 2898 nucleotides. The record is from the annotation of a GenBank genome assembly. NCBI's taxonomy places the organism in Eukaryota, Viridiplantae, Streptophyta, Magnoliopsida, Solanales, Convolvulaceae.